GGCGAAAACAUACCCGGGAAAGUAGCUGUAUGAGGAUAAGCUAAAAACAAGCAGAAUCUCCGGCCACUCGCUCCAGCAGUCAAGUCAACACAGCUACCUCCGCUGUACCUCUUUCCACUCGCACUCCGCACCAUUUCUGCUUUUACUAGUAUUUCUCGUUUUACUUACUCAAAAGUCUAAGCAAGACUCAUCCCCGCCAGCCCCGCAUGAUAAAACCAUUAAUCAUCGAACCCAUUUGUGUAACCGAAAAGAAAGGCCUCCUGAAACUGACAAAGUUUCCGGCUAUAACUGGCCCUUUUUAAGUGAGGAUCGCGUGUACGAUCAUUGGCCUCAUAGGUGACUGAACACAAGCCAAGGAUGGCUAACAAGUUGAUGCUGCUGAUUUUUGUUGUGGGUUUUGCUUUGUGCGUGGAAUCAAAGUAUAUGGUCUACAAUACCAGUGCCAAAAUUGUGCCUGACAAGCUUAAUGUUCAUUUAGUUCCUCAUUCUCAUGAUGAUGUUGGAUGGCUCAAAACUGUUGAUCAGUACUAUGUUGGUUCCAAUAAUUCAAUACAGGGUGCUUGCGUGCAAAAUGUGCUGGAUUCUCUCAUUCCGGCAUUACUGGCGGAUGAGAAUCGAAAAUUCAUUUAUGUUGAACAGGCCUUCUUCCAGAGAUGGUGGAGGGAUCAGAGUCCUGCAAUGCAGAAGAUAGUCAGGCAACUAGUCGAUGGCGGCCAACUAGAGUUCAUAAAUGGGGGCUGGUGUAUGCAUGAUGAGGCAGCAACUCAUUACAUUGACAUGAUAGAUCAGACAACAUUAGGUCACAGAUACAUCAAGGAGCAGUUCAAUGUGACUCCAAGGAUUGGUUGGCAGAUUGAUCCAUUUGGACAUUCUGCAGUUCAGGCCUACCUUUUGGGGGCAGAGCUUGGAUUUGACUCUUUUUUCUUUGGACGCAUUGACUAUCAAGACAGAGCAAAACGGAAAGCUGAGAAGGCUCUUGAAGUUGUCUGGCAGGGUUCUAAGAGUUUGGGUUCUUCAGCACAGAUAUUUGCUGGUGCAUUCCCAGAGAAUUAUGAACCCCCAAGUGGUUUUUACUUUGAAGUAAAUGAUGAUUCUGAUAUCGUGCAGGAUGAUAUGAAUUUGUUUGAUUACAAUGUUCAAGAUCGUGUGAAUGAUUUUGUUGCUGCUGCUUUUUCACAGGCUAAUAUUACUCGAACAAAUCAUGUCAUGUGGACCAUGGGAACAGAUUUCAAGUAUCAGUAUGCUCGGACAUGGUUUCGGAACAUGGACAAGCUCAUUCAUUAUGUCAAUGAAGAUGGCCGCGUCAAUGCAUUAUAUUCAACACCAUCAAUUUAUACUGAGGCAAAAUAUGCUUCUAAAGAGUCCUGGCCUCUUAAAACUGAUGAUUAUUUCCCAUAUGCAGACCGCAUUAAUGCUUAUUGGACUGGAUAUUUUACCAGCAGACCUGCAAUUAAACGCUAUGUUAGAAUCUUGAGUGGGUACUAUUUGGCAGCUAGGCAACUCGAAUUUUUCAAAGGAAGAAAUGAAGCUGGACCAAGCACUGACUCAUUGGGUGAUGCAUUAGGGAUUGCUCAACAUCAUGAUGCUGUCACUGGAACAGAACAGCAACAUGUGGCAAAUGACUAUGCCAAACGUCUAUCAAUAGGUUACAAGGAGGCUGAAGAUGUGAUUUCUACUUCACUCGCUUAUAUAGCACAAUCAUCAUCAGAGUCUGGACUUAAAUUACAACAGUGCCCACUUCUGAACAUAAGUUAUUGUCCUCCAUCUGAAGUUAAUUUAUCUCCUGGGAAAAAAUUAGUGGUCGUGAUCUAUAACUCCUUGGGGUGGAAAAGAUCCGAGAUUGUGAAAAUUCCUGUUGUCAGCGCGAAUGUCAUUGUUCAAGAUUCCACUGGAAAAGAAAUCGAAUCACAGAUCCUUCCUGUAGUUGAUGCUGCAAUGGCCCUACGGGAAUUUUAUGCAACUGCAAAUGUUGGAAAAUCCCCUGUAGGAGGCCCCCUAUAUUGGCUUGCUUUCAAAGUGGUGGUUCCUCCUCUAGGUUUUAGCACAUACACUGUCACUAGUGGUAAAAGAGCAGCUACUACUUCAGUAAGGGAGAAGUUCUACAGAUCUGAUGGGAAUCAAAAUGAUGCUAUUGAAGUAGGGCCUGGGAAUUUGAAGCUUGUAUACUCUGGAAGUGACGGAAAACUGACUGGAUAUAUUAAUGGCAAAAACAUGGUCAAGUCCUCUCUAGAGCAAUCUUAUAGUUAUUAUGUUGGAGAUGAUGGUACUAAGGAUGUUGCACCUGUGGUGCCUCAGGCUUCUGGAGCAUAUGUUUUCCGGCCUAACUCCACAUUUCCCAUCCAGUCUCAAGAAAAGAUACCAAUUACAGUUCUUAGGGGACCGCUCUUUGAUGAAGUUCAUCAGAGUGUAACUUCGUGGAUAUAUCAGAUUACACGAGUCUACAAGGAAAAGCAGCAUGCUGAGGUUGAGUUCAUUGUUGGCCCCAUACCCAUUAAUGAUGGACUUGGCAAAGAGGUAGUAACACAACUUACCACCACCAUCAAGAACAAUAAAACAUUCUAUACAGAUUCUAAUGGUCGAGAUUUCCUUGAACGGAUUCGGGACUACAGAUCUGACUGGAACCUUCAAGUGAACCAGCCUGUGGCAGGAAACUAUUACCCAAUCAAUCUUGGAAUUUAUAUGAAAGAUAAGGACACCGAGUUCUCAAUCUUGGUUGAUAGAUCUGUUGGAGGAUCUAGCAUUUUUGAUGGGCAAUUGGAACUGAUGCUUCACAGGAGACUGCUUGUUGAUGAUAGUAGAGGCGUUGCAGAGGCAUUAAAUGAAACAGUCUGUAUUCCUAGUGCAUGCAAAGGGCUAACCGUUCAAGGCAAGUUAUAUUUUAGGAUUGAUCCACUUGGGGAGGGAGCUAAGUGGCGUCGAUCAUUUGGACAGGAGAUAUACUCUCCACUUCUUCUAGCCUUCAGCGAGCAGGACGGAGAUGAGAUGACCAAUUUUAAAGUUCCAACCUUUACAGGAAUUGAUCCUUCCUAUAGUUUACCUGAUAAUGUGGCAUUGAUAACUCUCCAGGAGCUUGCAAAUGGAGAAGUUUUAAUUCGCUUGGCUCAUUUAUACGAGGUUGGAGAAGACAAGGACCUAUCAGUACCAGCAAGGGUGGAGUUGAAAAAGUUAUUUCCCAAUAAACAGAUUAUUCAAAUUACAGAAACAAGCUUAUCUGCUAACCAGAAGAGGGAAGACAUGGAAAAGAAAAGACUAGUUUGGUCAGCAGAAGGUUCAACUCAUAAAUCCCAAAGGGUUUCAAGAGGGGGACCUGUUGAUCCCAUUAAGUUGGUGGUCGAGCUAGCUCCAAUGGAAAUCCGCACCUUCUUGAUCAACUUCAGCAAAAAGUUGUCAACUCUGUGAACUGCAGAAAGGUACAAAAAAGCAUGAUGACCAGAGUGUAUUCUAGUGUUUUGCUUCAGUAAAGACUGUUAUGGGAAUAAGCGGCAACCCAAGACUCUCUUGAAGUUUUGCUGGAAUCAGUCAGCAAUAAUGAAGCGAAGAGGCAGGCAAAUUGUGCUGCUGCUUUCUUUUUGGGUCUUUUGGCCUUCUUUUGUGAAGUUGUCAUCAGAAUAAUAGCGCAUUAGGAAUAAUUUAGGUCCCAUGUUUAAGAUGUACUAUAUGCAGAAAUCGGCUGAUAUAGAUUUGCACCAUGUUUUAAUUUAUGAAUUAUUAUGCGAUAAUUGUCUGAACCGUUUGGCUAAUUAUAAUCAGUAAGGCAAAGUUUUCAUCAA
Molecule: messenger RNA, 3770 nt
Organism: Coffea eugenioides
Lineage: Eukaryota; Viridiplantae; Streptophyta; Magnoliopsida; Gentianales; Rubiaceae
Product: probable alpha-mannosidase At5g13980
Exons: 31
Coding region: 358-3399 (1013 amino acids)
Biological process (GO): mannose metabolic process
Molecular function (GO): carbohydrate binding; alpha-mannosidase activity
Source: RefSeq, a predicted model, not a curated record